CACACACUCACUACAUCACGACUGCAGUCUUGCCUUCCUCUGUUCUUUAUCCUGUUACUCUCGGGAUAAAUCUUUUGCCAUCUCAUUUCCAUAUCUUAAACCAUCACUCUUUAAGACUAAAGAUGCUUUCGCACACUACUCUUCUCGGUCGACUUCAGAUGAAUGUUACUCACCUGUGACCCGACGUCCGACUCAUCCCACAGCUGUGCGUCUCAAUCUUUGGAUUACGCAUAAUUUCGCACGCGCCAACAGAAAUAAACAUCUAUCACGUAGCCAGUGAAGCAAUUUAACCCAACCCCGCUGUUCUCGUCGCACUGUUGAUAUCGCCCAACAGAAGAAUGACAGGUCACGAUAAAACCUCGCUAUAUGCGAAACAUUACAACCCCAUUGAUGAGGUCCACGAAUUGGUCAGUAAAUACGAAUUGAUACAACACCCAAGCGCCGCACUCCACCACAUCAAGCGCGAUGCGGAUUUCUACGGCCUCUUCUGUGAAAUCAUUGAGCGGCAGAUCAGCAUUAUCAUGAGCCGCUCUCAGGCAUUUGAUGACGGCCAUGUUACUGUCUAUGACAAGUGUUUGCUUGCCCUCUGUCGAAAUGGACAGUAUAUCGACAGCGUUAGCGGUCAAGAGCUCUACAUUCGAGAAUUCAUGGGAAUCGACCCGAACGCUCCUGAACCAGCAGUUGAAGAGAUUAUCGCUAAGCAUACCUGGACGAAGGGUAUACUUGCAAAAUUCUCUCAACCUCGCACCAACGCACUCACCGCAGCCGAAAUCGUGGCCGUCAAAACCGAAGCUGUGACCGCUAUAGACUCUUCACCGCAAAACUCCGGCCCAUUCAGUGACUCAUACAUAGAGAGCUACGAAAUCCCCAACACCGGAAACCCCGUCAUCAAUGAGCACAUAUAUCGAUUGAUAGAGGUGUACUUUGAAGCAAAGUAUGAAUUCUACAAACUCAAAUCUAGCGAUUACCAGGAGAACGCUUCUGCAGCCAAGUAUCUACGCGACAGUGCGGAAAACGCUCUGAAUUACAUCAACAUGCACCGAUUGACCCCUGAGGUUCUGAUUCGAGAACUGGAAACGGUAAGCGACUAUGCAAAUACUAAGUCUGUUGAGUUUUUGGGAGGCAAGAAGAGGCGAUUCGAGAUUCGAAAGGAUUCCUCGAGAGGAGAAAGACCCAUGAGACGUCCAAUGCACCACCGCAGUCCUUCACCGUACUACAAAGGCCAACGUGGCGGUUAUAGCAGGGAGAGAUAUCGACAUAAACGUGGACGCCGUGAGUGGUGAUGCUUGCGAUUGACGAAGUAUUUUCAAGCCUCCAGACAGGCAUAUAGAGGAUGAACGGGUUGGUGGAGAUGGUAUUGAAGAGAGGGAU
Talaromyces proteolyticus is the source of this 1371-nucleotide messenger RNA. RefSeq lists its product as uncharacterized. Bases 339 to 1283 code for a protein of 314 amino acids. Lineage: Eukaryota; Fungi; Ascomycota; Eurotiomycetes; Eurotiales; Trichocomaceae. The transcript has 2 exons. The record is from RefSeq and is a predicted model, not a curated record.